GAAAGUAAAAAGAGUGGAACUGAGGGAAGGAACUUUGAAUGCUGGCAGUAUGACUGGUAAGGGGAGAGAGUUAGCAGAUAUGAUGGAGAGAAGGAAGGCUGAUAUAUUGUGUGUGCAAGAGACUAAAUGGAAGGGGAGUGAGGCCAGGUGGAUCAGAGGUGGAUUCAAAUUGUUCUAUCAUGGUGUGGAUGGGAGGAGAAAUGUGGUGGGAGUUAUUCUAAAAGAACAUUAUGACAAGAGUGUUUUGGAGGUGAAAAGAGUGUCAGGCAGAGUAAUGAUUAUGAAGCUGGAAAUUGGAGGUGUGAUGAUGAAUGUUAAAGAUUUUUGGAGUGAGUUGGAUGAAGUGAUGAACAGUGUACCCAAGGGACAGAAAGUGGUGAUUGGAGCGGAUUUCAAUGGGCAUGUUGGUGAAGGGAACAGUGGAGACGAGGAGGUGAUGGGUAGGUAUGGUGUCAAGGAGAGGAAUGAAGAAGGUCAGAGGAUGGUGGAUUUUGCUAAAAGGAUGGACAUGGCUGUGGUGAAUACGUAUUUUAAGAAGAGGGAAGAACAUAGGGUUACGUACAAAAGUGGUGGAAGAUCCGCAUAAUUAGAUUACAUCCUAUGCAGAAGAGCUGAUCUGAAGGAGAUUAAAGACUGCAAAGUGGUGGCAGGGGAAAGUGUAGUUAAGCAGCAUAGGAUGGUGGUCUGUAGGAUGACGUUGGAAAUCGAGAAGAGGAAGAGAGUGAGGGCAGAGCCAAGGAUCAAAUGGUGGAAGUUGAAAAAGGAAGACUGCAAGGUUGAGUUUAGGGAGGAGGUGAGACAGGCACUGGGUGGCAGUGAAGAGUUACCAGACAGCUGGGAAACUACAGCAGAUGUAGUAAGGG
Erpetoichthys calabaricus (reedfish) is the source of this 863-nucleotide messenger RNA. RefSeq names its product craniofacial development protein 2-like. Gene Ontology annotation, biological process: DNA repair; chromatin remodeling. The transcript has 2 exons. Gene Ontology annotation, cellular component: nucleus. The coding region runs from base 50 to 586 and encodes 178 amino acids. NCBI's taxonomy places the organism in Eukaryota, Metazoa, Chordata, Cladistia, Polypteriformes, Polypteridae. Gene Ontology annotation, molecular function: endonuclease activity; DNA binding. The record is from RefSeq and is a predicted model, not a curated record.